Molecule: messenger RNA, 2028 nt
Organism: Colletotrichum chrysophilum
Lineage: Eukaryota; Fungi; Ascomycota; Sordariomycetes; Glomerellales; Glomerellaceae
Exons: 1
Coding region: 1-2028 (675 amino acids)
Biological process (GO): carbohydrate metabolic process
Source: RefSeq, a predicted model, not a curated record
AUGAAGCUUUCGUUUACUCUUGCGGCGGUCCCGUUGACUGCGCGCUUGGCCCAGGCCGCAUUGGACGUGGACGCUGUUACCGAGAAGUACUUCGGCAACGAUGCGCCCUGGUACCAUGACCGUAUUCCGCUGUUCGAAUCGAGCGACUCGGAAAUCACCGAAGUCUACUACUACCGUUGGAAUGUUUUUCGCACUCACCAACGCGACGUCGGAACCAAGUACGGUUACAUCACAACGGAGUUCAUUGACAAUGUUGGCUGGCAGACUCAGCCGUGGGCCUCCAACAAUUGCGCCGCAAUCUUCCAUCUCUCAGAAGGCCGAUGGUGCCGUGACCCUCGCUUCAAGCAGGACCAUGCGACUUUCAUGUACAGCGCCGACAGCAACCCGCGUCAGUACUCCGAGAGCUUGGCAGAUGGUGUCUGGAGGAAUUAUCUCGUCGACGGAAACCCCGAACUCGCCAUCUCGCUCCUCGACGACAUGCAAAGGGUUUACAACGAAUGGGUUGGAGACCAUUACGAUGAGUCAAAGGGGCUUUUCUGGAUCGAACCCCUCGCCGACGCGACCGAGUAUACUAUCGCCAGUAUUGACGCGUCUGGUGGGUAUGAUGGCUUUGGUGGAGGCCAGGCUUUCCGCCCUACCAUCAACACCUACCAAUACGCCAACGCACGGGCUAUCGCCAAGAUCGCCGCUUUGAAGGGUGGUCUUGACGAUGUUAUUGCGGAAUACAACAACCGAGCCGACGCCAUCAAGGAGACUCUUCAGAGAGACUUGUGGAACUCCACAUUCGAGCACUUCAUCGAUCGCUUCUUCGUCAACAACGAGAACGUGACUUACUGGGACUUCAUCCGAGGACGUGAGCUCGCUGGUAUUGUUCCCUGGGCGCAUGAUCUUCCCGAUGAUGAUGCCAAGUUCGGUGAGGCAUGGAAGCACGUUCUUAGCUCCGAUCAACUCGGCGGCCCCUUCGGACUGCGCACUGUGGAACCCUCGUACGAAUAUUAUAUGCGCGUGUGGCGCUACGAGGGCACCCAAACUGAAUGCCAUUGGAAUGGCCCUUCUUGGCCCUACCAGACGACCCAGGUCCUGACUUCGCUCGCCAAUGUUCUCGACCAUUACCCCAACUCAUCCUCGCUUGUCAAUGUUGGCGACUACACCAGGCUGCUCAAACAGUAUGCCAACCAGCACUACAACAAGCACUUCGACAACAUCUUGGAUAUUGAGGAGAACUACGACCCUGACACCGGUGAGCCGAUUGUCGGACUGGGACGCUCGCACCACUACUUCCACUCCGGCUACGUUGACUUGAUUCUGUCCGGCUUCGUCGGUAUUCGUCCUCGCGCGGAUGACGUUCUGGAAGUCAAUCCCCUGGCUGACCCAUCUUCCAUCUCCUACUUCCGCGCCGAGCGUAUCCUCUACCACGGUCAAGAGAUUGCUGUUCAGUGGGAUGCGACUGGUGACCGCUACGGCGAGGCUGGUCUACGCGUUGAGGUCGGCGGCCAGGUGGUCGCUUCAUCCGACAAGCUCGAGCGCCUGACAGUCGACAUUGCUCGCUCAACCGUCUCGGUCUCCCGCCCCUUUGACCAAGCGAUCCAGCUUCAGGCUGACAUCACUCCUCCUAUUGUCAACACUUCCGUUGCCAACUACGACAUCAACCGCCUCCAUGACGUCUUUGACGGCCGCAUCUGGUUCUGGACCCAGGACACCAUUGCUAAUGGUCUCGAUACCCCUGAGGGCAGCACAACUGAGGAAUGGGUCAGCACAGAGUUUGGCGCAGCUGUCACCAUUUCUCGCGCCGAGAUCGCUUUCUUCGCGAACGAGGAGAAGGGCCUCGAUGUUCCCGCGAGCUACAAGCUGCAGGUUUUGAGCGGCGAAUGGACCGAUGUCGCCGACGCAACGUACGACGCGCCUCUGGCGAAUGGCAUCACCAACGUAAACUGGACUGGUGUCUCGACCGAAUCCGUCAGAAUUCUCGUGACGCCCAAGGAGGGCAAGAAGGUCCGUUUGGUGGAAUUGAAGGUUUUCACUGAGUAA